Molecule: messenger RNA, 4685 nt
Organism: Trematomus bernacchii (emerald rockcod)
Lineage: Eukaryota; Metazoa; Chordata; Actinopteri; Perciformes; Nototheniidae
Product: NLR family CARD domain-containing protein 3-like
Exons: 11
Coding region: 89-3532 (1147 amino acids)
Molecular function (GO): protein binding
Source: RefSeq, a predicted model, not a curated record
UGGAGUAGAAGUACAAAGACCUGGACCUGGAACUGGACCUGGACCUGGACCUGAGUCCCGCUGUUUGUCCUCAAAGAGUGACCGCUCAAUGGAGCCUCAAUCUGCUGAUGGGGGGGUCCAGCAGCAGAGACCAGACUCUCCCAGCUGUCUGUCCUUCAAGAGCGACCGGUCGAAGGACGACGUCAUGAACUUUAAAGGACGACCUCCAUCUGCUGAUCAGAAGGUCCAGCAGCAGAGACCAGACUCUCCCAGCUGUCUGUCCUUCAAGAGCGACCGGUCGAUGGGUGACUUCAUGAACUUUAAAGGACGACCUCCAUCUGCUGAUCAGAAAGGGGACCAGGAGAGCUCGGAGGUUCCCGGUGGUCAGUCUGCCCAGCAGCAUCAGACACAGCUGGACUCCAUAUUUACGCUGCUGGAGGACCACAUCGUCACUUUUGUGAAGAGCGAGCUGAAGAAGAUCCAGAAGGCUCUGAGUUCAGAUUACCCAGAAGGCUUAGAGAGUCAGAGUGAUGAUGAGGAGGUGUUGGAGGCUGAGGAUGAAGAGCAGAGGAGCAGAAGAGAGGCAUUUGUGAACAUAACUCUGCACUUCCUGAGGAGCAUGAAGCAGGAGGAGCUGGCUGACCGUCUGCACCGCAAAACCUUUGCUGGAGUGUGUCAGCGUAAACUUAAAUCCACCCUGAAGGAGAGGUUCCAGUGUGUGUUUGAGGGCAUUGCUAAAGCAGGAAGCCCAACCCUUCUGAACCAGAUCUACACAGAGCUCUACAUCACAGAGGGGGGGUCUGCAGAGGUCAAUGCUGAACAUGAGGUCAGACAGAUUGAAACAGCAUCCAGGAAACAAGGCAGACCAGAAACAACCAUCAAACAAGAAGACCUCUUUAAAGCCUCACCUGGAAGAGAUGCACCAAUCAGAGCAGUGAUGACAAAGGGCGUGGCUGGCAUUGGGAAAACAGUCUUAACACAGAAGUUCACUCUGGACUGGGCUGAAGGCAAAGCCAACCAGGACAUCCAGUUCAUAUUUCCAUUCACCUUCAGAGAGCUGAAUGUGGUGAGAGAGAACAAGUACAGCUUGGUGGAACUUGUUCAUCACUUCUUCUCUGAAACCAGAGACGCAGGAAUCUGCAGGUUUGAUCAGUUCUCGGUUGUGUUCAUCUUUGACGGUCUGGAUGAGUGUCGACUUCCUCUGGACUUCCACAACACUGAGAUCCUGACUGAUGUCACAUGGUCCACCUCAGUGGAUGUGCUGCUGACAAACCUCAUCAGGGGGAAGCUGCUUCCCUCUGCUCGCCUCUGGAUAACCACACGACCUGCAGCAGCCAAUCAGAUCCCUCCUGAGUGUGUGGACAUGGUGACAGAGGUCCGAGGGUUCACUGACGCACAGAAGGAGGAGUACUUCAGGAAGAGAUUCAGAGAUCAGAAGCAGGCCGGCACCAUCAUCUCCCACAUCAAGACCUCACGAAGCCUCCACAUCAUGUGCCACAUCCCAGUCUUCUGCUGGAUCUCUGCUACCGUUCUGGAGGAGGUGUUGAAAACCGGAGAGGGAGGAGAGCUGCCCAAGACCCUGACUGAGAUGUACAUCCACUUCCUGGUGGUUCAGUCCAAAGUGAAGAACAUCAAGUAUGAUGGAGGAGCUGAGACAGAUCCACACUGGAGUCCAGAGAGCAGGAAGAUGAUGGAGUCUCUGGGGAAACUGGCUUUUGAGCAGCUGCAGAAAGGCAACCUGAUCUUCUAUAAGUCCGACCUGACAGAGUGUGGCAUCGAUAUCAGAGCAGCCUCAGUGUACUCAGGAGUGUUCACACAGGUCUUUAGAGAGGAGAGAGGACUGUACCAGGACAAGGUGUUCUGCUUCGUCCAUCUGAGCGUUCAGGAGUUUCUGGCUGCUCUUCAUGUCCAUCUGACCUUCAUCAACUCUGGAGUCAACCUGCUGGCAGAAGAAUCAACAACCUCCCAGAAGUCUGAAGUCCAACCUGAACUAACACAUCUCUACCAGAGUGCUGUGGACCAGGCCUUACAGAGUCCAAACGGACACCUGGACUUGUUCCUUCGCUUCCUCCUGGGUCUUUCACUGGAAACCAAUCAGAAACUCCUACGAGGCCUGCUGACACAGACAGGAAGUAGCUCAGAGACCAACCAGGAAACAGUCCAGUACAUCAAGAAGAAGAUGGAUAAGGAUCUGUCUGCAGAGAGAAGCAUCAACCUGUUCCACUGUCUGAAUGAACUGAAUGAUCGUUCUCUAGUGGAGGAGAUCCAAGAGAGCCUGAGAUCAGGAAGUCUCUCCACAGAUAAUCUGUCUCCUGCUCAGUGGUCAGCUCUGGUCUUCAUCUUACUGUCAUCAGGAAAAUAUCUGGAAGAGUUUGACCUGCAGAAAUACUCUGCUUCAGAGGAGGCUCUUCUGAGGCUGCUGCCAGUGGUCAAAGCCUCCAACAAAGCUCUGCUGAGUGGCUGUAACCUGUCAGAGAGAAGCUGUGCAGCUCUGUCCUCAGUCCUCAGCUCCCAGUCCUCCAGUCUGAGAGAUCUGGACCUGGGUAACAACAACCUGCAGGAUUCAGGAGUGGAGCUGCUGUCUGCUGAACUGGAGAGUCCACACUGUGAACUGAAGACUCUCAGGCUGAGUGGCUGUAACCUGUCAGAGAGAAGCUGUGCAGCUCUGUCCUCAGUCCUCAGCUCCCAGUCCUCCAGUCUGAGAGAGCUGGACCUGAGUAACAACAACCUGCAGGAUUCAGGAGUGAAGCUGCUGUCUGCUGGACUGGAGAGUCCACACUGUGAACUGAAGACUCUCAGGCUGUCAGGCUGUCUGAUCACAGAGGAAGGCUGUGAUGCUCUGGCCUCAGCUUUAAAGCACUCCCAUCUGAGAGAGCUGGACCUGAGCUACAAUCAUCCAGGAGACUCAGGGGGGAGGCUGCUGUCUGCUGGACUGGACACACUCAGCCUGGAGCCUGCUGCAGUCCGGUUCUUGAGGCCAGGUCUCAGGAAGUAUUCCUGUGGACUCACACUGGACUCAAACACAGCACACAGAAAACUCAAACUGUCUGACAACAACAGGAAGGUGACACGUGUGAGAGAGGAUCAGAACUAUCCUGAUCAUCCAGAGAGGUUUGACUCCUGUCCUCAGCUGAUGUGCAGAGAAGCUCUGACUGGUCGCUGUUACUGGGAGGUCGAGUGGAGAGGAGGGGUUCAUAUAUCAGUGACUUACAGAGGAAUCAGGAGAGGAGGCGGAGAGGAAUGUUGGUUUGGAUGGAAUGAUCAGUCCUGGAGUCUGGAGUCUGAUGGAGGUUACUCUGUCAGGCACAAUAACAGAGGAACACACAUCUCCUCCUCCUCCUCCUCCUCCUCCUCCUCCUCCUCUGGUAGAGUAGCAGUGUAUCUGGAUCAUCCUGCUGGCUCUCUCUCCUUCUACAGAGUCUCCUCUGACACACUGACCCACCUCCACACCUUCAGAGCCACAUUCACUGAACCUCUCUGUGCUGGGUUUACGUUGUAUAGUGACUCUGGUCGCUCUGGUUCUUCAGUGUCUCUGUGUUCUCUGCAGGAGUGAGACCCCCCCCCCCCCCCCACACACAUGACUGACCGUCUGACGUCAAAUCAAUCACACGUGGUACCACCAGUACUCAGGUCUGUUACUGCGGUAAAAGUAGUAAUACUACCACAGUGUAUAAAUACUCUGUAGAAGUACUGGGUUCCUGGGAUAUACAGUAUUAUAUCACUGGAUUAUAAUUAGUGAUGCAUUCAUGUGUUCUUCAUUUGAACUGUGCCGCCGGUAAAGGUGGAGCUAACUUUAAUGUAUUUUAUACUCAAAGGUAUUUUAUAUAUCCUUAUUAGUACAUCAUAAUUCAUUAUCUUAUAUUUGCUAUUACAAAUAUGAACAGGCCAAGAAACUGGAUAAUUAUUUGUGGAAUAGAAGUAUUAAAUUGCAGGAAAUGGAAGUACUCAAGUGAAGUCCAAGUACCUCCAAAUGGUACUUGUACAGUACUUGAGUGAAUGGUCUUAGUCACUGUCCACCUCUGGGUAGAUGUUGGUGGUAAAGGUAGACAUGAACCCAGAUUCAAACUGACCUGAGGCAGAUUACAGAGGGAGUGGAAACUCAAAGAAACAACUGAAACUAAGAGAGAGAAACUUUAUGAUUUCCACCUCCAGAGUUCUGACCAAUCAGACGGACUCUUCCUGAGAGCGUUUCCUGACGCUCCUUCGCCCCUCAGCAGAGACGUUAUCUGUGCUCUUUGAAACCAGAUCACUUAGAAAACAAAGCUUCAGAUUCAGAGCCACUCUGGUUUGUGUCUUUGUCUCCAAAUGUCUUGCUGUUUCUCCACAUUUAUGAAUGUUCACGCUUUGCUUGGUUCAGCUUGGUUCUCCUUUUGUAAGAGCACUGAGAGAAAUACAGACGUCCUUUAUGUUCACAUAGUUUGUUAAUGAAGCUGAUUCUGAAUGAUCAUAAUGGACAUUAGUACUGAUCGCUGAUGAAAUAACAAGAGCCACUGCCAUGCUGUCAUAAUCCCUCUGAGCACUAGAGGGCAGCAGUCACUUCAAUAUAACCCUUCUUAAUAUUCACCAAUCAGUGCUGGCUGUGAUCACUGGGAAAGUGACAUCAUGUCUCCUUUCAUCUGGAGUCAGGAUGUACCGGAGGAUUCUCUCUGCAGACCACAUUGGUGUAUUGUAAUCUUUAACAUCUACAGUAAACAUAUUCAAAGUGA